AUGGAUACUGAUUUUGACAAUGCCUUUGUUGUGCACUGCGAUGGAGACAGACAGAUGCGAUUUGUUAAUUGUAAGGGUGUAUAUGUGCUGGAGCAACUUGGAGCGGAUGUCAAACCAGGUGCAAAAGAGACAAGUGCGAUGUAUCAUCGCCAGUUAAGCAGCGUAAAUAAACAACCCCAUUUUGAACUUUCUUCAAAACAUAAUGGAUAUGCUGGACUUGGGAUGACUGCGAAGAUGGCAACGGUUCAAAAGAACAAAGAAGGAUUCACUCCAAGACAAGUCAAGGCUGCAAUGGAAGUGAGAAGUGCGAUGCACAUACUCAAUGCUCCAAGCACCAAAAGUCUGAAGUAUGCAAUCCAAUCUGGUCUCAUCAAGAACUGUCCUAUCACUGAAGAAGCGAUCAAUCAUGCCGAAGCAAUCUUUGGACCUGACGCCUUCACAUUGAAAGGCAAGUCAACAAGACAACGACUUCUUCAGUCCACCAGAGGAAUUGUAUCAACAUAA
Molecule: messenger RNA, 504 nt
Organism: Cylindrotheca closterium
Lineage: Eukaryota; Bacillariophyta; Bacillariophyceae; Bacillariales; Bacillariaceae
Source: the annotation of a GenBank genome assembly